GCGCAGGCGCAAUAGCAAGGCGACAACGGCGGAAGUGCAUCUAUCUGCAGCCAUUAGAAAAUACAAUUGCAGCCCGGUAUUUCCGUGGUUUUGUCUACAAGUACUGUUUGUGCUAUGGUAUCCGCUCACCAUGAACAGGCCUUGUGAAGAUGAUGACCCUUAUAUAGUUGAAGAGCCCAGUGAUGAGGAACCGGCUCUGAGCAGUUCUGAAGAUGAAGUAGAUGUACUUUUACAUGGCACUCCUGACCAGAAACGAAAACUUAUCAGAGAAUGUCUUACUGGUGAAAGUGAAUCAUCCAGUGAAGAUGAAUUUGAAAAAGAAAUGGAAGCCGAAUUAAAUUCCACUAUAAAAACAAUGGAAGAUAAAUUGUCAUCACUAGAAACAGGUUCUUCCCUAGGAACUGGAAAAAUUUCAACGGUUCUGCCAAAUUAUUAUAAUGACAUAUAUUUUGAGUCUGAUUCUGAAGAUGAAGAUACAGAAAUAUCACAAGUGAAGAAGAAGAAAAAACAGUAUCGGAUUCCAACAAAUGAUGAAUUAUUAUAUGAUCCUGAAAAAGACAAUAGAGAUCAGGCCUGGGUGGAUGCACAAAGAAGAGGAUACCAUUGUUUGGGAACGCAACUCUCUCAUCAACAACAGGCUGUUCCGAAUAGUGAUGCUGUCUUGAAUUGUCCUGCCUGCAUGACUACACUGUGCCUUGACUGCCAACGGCAUGAAUACUACAAAACUCAGUAUAGAGCAAUGUUUGUGAUGAAUUGCUCUGUCAACAGAGAGGAGGUUCUAAGAUAUAAAAGUCCAAUGAAUAAGAAGAAAAGGUGGGGCCAUAAGAAAAUGAAGUCUGAUGAUGAAGAUGAUUCCACAGUUCAACCAGAGAAUGUAGAAGUGUAUCACCCAGUAAAAUGUACUGAAUGUUCAACUGAAGUAGCAGUAUUUGAUAAGAAUGAAAUCUUCCAUUUCUUCAAUGUUUUGGCAAGCCACACAUAGAAACACAGUUGACAAUUUGUACACUUACUGCUUUAUAAAAUAGAAAUAUGGAGUAUGCAGUCCUCUUGCAACUUUGUACAUUUAAGAAAAUCUUAUUAUCAUUUGAGAAAACAUUUUUAAUCUUGAUAAGUGAUUAGUAACUUUCAGACCUGUUUGAUUGAAAGCUAAUUUAUUUGGAUGUCACAAUGUUUUUAGCGAAUAGCUUUAUGUUUAUUACAGCUUUCUGGAAUAAACAUUUUCUUGAAAUUAUA
Antechinus flavipes (yellow-footed antechinus) is the source of this 1233-nucleotide messenger RNA. It is a transcript of the gene EAPP, whose product is annotated as E2F associated phosphoprotein. Gene Ontology annotation, cellular component: nucleus. The transcript is spliced from 6 exons. The coding region runs from base 131 to 982 and encodes 283 amino acids. Gene Ontology annotation, biological process: positive regulation of cell population proliferation. NCBI's taxonomy places the organism in Eukaryota, Metazoa, Chordata, Mammalia, Dasyuromorphia, Dasyuridae. The record is from RefSeq and is a predicted model, not a curated record.